AUGCGUGCCUUCAGAAAGUCUACUCACCUCUCCCGCCAGCUUCUCGCUACCAAUGGCGUCCGCUACACCUCCACCAUUGCGCCAGCUACCAAACCGCUUACCUCUGUGCUCAUAGCGAACCGCGGAGAAAUCGCUCUGCGAGUUGGAAGAACAGCCUCGGAAUACGGCAUCCGAACCACGACUCUGUUCACAGACCCAGAUGCUCGAUCACAGCAUGCCCUGAGCUCACCUUACGCCGUAAACCUCGGAGACCCUUCUGCAUAUCUUGACGGAGACCGCAUAAUACAGAUCGCCAAGGAACAAGGCUGCCAGGGCAUUCAUCCGGGCUACGGCUUCUUGAGCGAGAACCCUACGUUUGCAAGGAAAUGUACAGAUGCAGGUCUGACAUUCAUCGGGCCGCCAUGGCAAGCAAUCGAAUCUAUGGGAAGCAAGAGUGAGUCGAAAGACAUCAUGACCAAGGCCGGCGUCCCCUGCAUUCCAGGCUAUCACGGCUCCAACCAAGACCCAGAGUACCUCAAAGAACAGGCAGCGAAUAUUGGCUACCCCGUGCUUCUCAAAGCUGUCAAAGGCGGCGGCGGCAAGGGUAUGCGCAUCGUCAACACAGAAGCCGAGUUCUUCGACCAGCUCGCGUCAGCGAAAUCAGAAGCACGCAAUUCUUUCGGCGACGAAGUCAUGCUAGUGGAGAAGUACAUCACUACGCCUCGCCACAUCGAAGUCCAGGUCUUUGCUGACAAGCAUGGGAACUGCGUUGCACUUGGAGAGAGAGAUUGCAGUAUCCAACGCCGGCAUCAGAAGAUUCUAGAAGAAUCUCCGGCACCACACUUGGAUGAGGCCAUUAGGCAAGACAUCUGGGAGAAGGCGAGGCAGGCUGCACUCGCAGUUGGCUAUGAAGGAGCGGGCACAGUCGAAUUCAUCUUUGAUAAUGAGACGGGCGAGUUCUUCUUCAUGGAGAUGAAUACAAGACUACAGGUCGAGCACCCUGUCACAGAGAUGGUUACCGGUGAAGACCUUGUAAGAUGGCAGCUUAUCGUUGCUGAGGGUGGAAAAUUACCUCUUACCCAGCAAGAGAUUGAACAGAGGAUCAAGGAGAGGGGUCACGCCAUCGAGGCCCGCAUCUACGCCGAAAACCCAGAUAUGAACUUCAUUCCCGACUCCGGUCUUCUACUACAUCUGAAGACUCCAGUACCCACAUCUACGGUUCGUAUCGACUCUGGCUUCAUCGCGGGCGACGAAGUAUCCUCGCACUACGACCCCAUGAUUUCCAAACUGAUCGUCCAAGGCCCCACGCGUGAGGCUGCGAUCCAAAAGAUGCGAGCCGCCCUAGAAGAGUACGAAGUUGCGGGUCCCAUAACAAACAUCGAGUUCAUCAAGCGCAUGUGCGUAUCUCCAGACUUUGUCGCUGGCGACGUUGAAACGGGAUACAUCCAAAAGCACCACGCUGAGCUCUUCACACCCGAGCCCCCAGCACCAGAAGUCUACGCACAAGCCGCCUUGGGUCUUGCACUGCAAGAAAUCUCCUCGUCAAGAGGAGAUGUAUGGACUGGACCGCCCGUGACAGCUGUAGGUUUCGGUUUCAGUAGCGCAUACCAACAGCGGGAAUUCAACCUCAUCGAGAUUCCCGCCGACGGCAAAGGAGAAGCCAAAGCAACAGAAGUCAGUAUCCGGCAAAUCGGCCCCCAACAAUUCGACAUCACCGUCGGUGACAAAACAUAUCCAAACGUCACAUCAACCUUCUGCCCUUCCAACAACACAUUAACUUCUUUCUACCCUCACACCCGCCUGGCCACAACCUUCAUCCGCGACGAAGACCGCCUCACCCUCUUCCACCUCGGCCGCCAACACCGCCUCAAACUCGCAAUGCCCGAGUGGACAAAGAAGGCGCUUGGCGUCAAGGACGUGGCAAACAGCGUUCUCGCUCCUAUGCCUUGCAAGGUCCUCAGAGUAGAAGUCGAAGAGGGUCAGGAGGUCAAGAAGGACCAGGCCCUUGUUGUUAUUGAGAGCAUGAAGAUGGAGACAGUGAUCAGAAGUCCGAGUCACGGUAUUGUUAAACGUAUUGUGCAUGGUAAGGGGGAUCUAUGUAAAGCGGGGACUGCGUUGGUGGAGUUUGAGGAGCCAGACGCGGAGGCAGAGUCGAAAUAG
Molecule: messenger RNA, 2139 nt
Organism: Alternaria atra
Lineage: Eukaryota; Fungi; Ascomycota; Dothideomycetes; Pleosporales; Pleosporaceae
Exons: 4
Coding region: 1-2139 (712 amino acids)
Cellular component (GO): mitochondrion
Molecular function (GO): methylcrotonoyl-CoA carboxylase activity; metal ion binding; ATP binding
Source: RefSeq, a predicted model, not a curated record